GUUUUAGAAGAUCUUGACCAAACCUAGAGAUAGAUAUAGUCAUGGUGGAUGAGCAUGAUAAAUUGUUGCCCGUUGCAAAUGUGGGUAGGAUCAUGAAAAGGAUCCUACCACCCACAGCUAAAAUCUCCAAAGAAGCCAAGGAAACUAUACAAGAGUGUGCUUCAGAGUUCAUAAGUUUUGUUACCGGGGAGGCAUCUGACAAGUGUCAUAAGGAAAACCGCAAGACGGUGAAUGGAGACGACAUUUGUUGGGCUCUUGGGUCGCUAGGGUUUGAUGACUACUCACAGGCCAUUGGAGGCUACUUGCAUAAGCAUAGGGAAUUUGAGAGGGAGCGAGCAUCAGCAGCUGCUGCUUCCUCAUCAGCAGCCUUAGCUGCUUCAAACCAGAUUCAAAUAGCAAACAGCAUCGACCAAGCAACUGUUGGCUGUAAAGGGCAAUUGUCUUAUCCAGCCAAUUCACCACUAGAGUUCAGAUCACUUAUGGAGAAAGGGCAAACUUCUCACACAGAGCCUCUAUGAACAUAUAUGUAACCUUGGUUAUCUCUUAUUUUCAGAUCUAAAAGCUUCAAUUUAUUUGCAACUGUUGAUUUCCAUGAACGAAUCAGUCAAUGAUGGACCUGUUUAUCUGUGAACUUGCGCGUGUUCACCGCAAAGCUUUUUCAAGUUCUCCUACUCUUUCCCUCUCCAGCUCUCCAUUUCACAACACACA
This is a messenger RNA of Cynara cardunculus var. scolymus (artichoke), 708 nucleotides long. RefSeq names its product nuclear transcription factor Y subunit B-4-like. Bases 42 to 518 code for a protein of 158 amino acids. The transcript has a single exon. Gene Ontology annotation, molecular function: protein heterodimerization activity; DNA-binding transcription activator activity, RNA polymerase II-specific; RNA polymerase II cis-regulatory region sequence-specific DNA binding. Gene Ontology annotation, biological process: regulation of transcription by RNA polymerase II. The record is from RefSeq and is a predicted model, not a curated record. Lineage: Eukaryota; Viridiplantae; Streptophyta; Magnoliopsida; Asterales; Asteraceae. Gene Ontology annotation, cellular component: nucleus; CCAAT-binding factor complex.